GCAGUGCAUCCCGGGGCUCGGCGGUGGGGCGGAUGGAAGAAGAAGAAAACGGAGGUUCGGCGGCGACAUCCCCGUCAAUCAUGGCCGCCAAGAGCACCGGGACACCGCCGUCGCCUUAGGACACUGACCGGGAUGCUGUACUUUCAAGUACACCAACGACCCAUUCACUGAGCUCUUGGGGCUGACAAGAGAGCAAGAAGCGUUCAGCUCUGUGGUGUGGGUCUCUGUGCUACUUGCUUCAGGGAUGCUGAGACCAGUGACCUCUCUUCCCGACCUCCUGGCCUUAGUUAGUCCAAGUCUCCCAGCAUCCCAACAGCCCAGCGGCCUGCGAUCGUCCAGCAAGCUGAUUACCUCACGCCAUGACUGACCUGCUUUCAGGAACUCACUAAUUCAUGCCCCGCAGUGUGAGUGGAGUGGAGAUGAGGAAAAGGCAAGCGGCGCACAUCGAGGUCCCGCCCCAAGUCCCUGGACAGCCCCGAGCCAACACCUGCUGCCUGUGCUGGUGCGGCUGCUGCAAGUGUCCCUGGAAUGAAGAGCGGAUGGAGAGAAGUGAGCGACAGACCUGCACCAAGAUGGACAGUAUCGAAGCUGCAGAAGAUCAACCACCCAGCCUGGACCAGGUCCUGUCCUGGGCGCGGGGCUUCGAGAUGAUGCUGCGAUCGCUGGAAGGCCGGGAGAUUUUCCAGGAGUUCCUGAGGUCGGAGUACAGCGAGGACAACCUCCUCUUCUGGCUGGCCUGCGAGGAGCUCAGGAAGGAGAGCGACUUGUCGGUGGUGGAGGAGAAGGCCAGGAUCAUCUACGAAGACUACGUGUCCAUACUGUCACCUAAAGAGGUGAGUCUGGACUCGCGGGUGCGGGAAGGCAUCAACCAGAGUCUGGCCCAGCCCAGCAGCCUGAUGUACGAGGAGGCCCAGCUCCAGAUCUACACCCUCAUGCACCGAGACUCCUUCCCCCGGUUCCUCAACUCCUGCGUUUACAGAGACCUCCUUGCCAGCAGGAGGCGCGCCUGCCUCGACACCUAGAGACCUUGGCCCGCCUGAGGCCAGAAGACCACUAGGUCCAGUACUACUAUGGUGCCAGAUGGCCCAACACAUCUCUCCCUCUUUCUUGAGUGAAGCUGCUUGAUCUUCUUGAAGCAGUUUCUACCCUUGACUGGUUAGUCCACAAAAAUGUUGGCUGGUGAUGGUUUUCCACCAGCAGUUUGGUGCCAGGGGGAAGACUGGAGAUGGUCCCUGUGGACUCCUCAGGACCAGGACAAGAGAGACAGUCAUGCCAAUUAUUCCUGUACUGUAACAAUUAGACCUCACUUUCAUUUCCACCUUUUAUUUUCUAUCAUUCUAGUCCACACUCGAGCCGCACCUCUGCAUGGAAUUCUCUCUUUGGAGUAGCUUAACUAAAUAAGCCCGCGACUGCAAGCGUUUUUUGGAAAUACGGCUUUUCAUCGGACUCGAAGACAAUUUAGGCUUAGUUGUUUGAAGGCAGCAGGAGCAUCCGUCCAUCCAUCCGUCCAUCCAUCCAAGCACUUUCCUUCUUUAAGUGGGAGAAGUAAGGGCUAGAAUUGUGGUUGGGCAGCUACGUGUACGACUAUUCCAUUAUUGUCAACUCCUGAAGAAACACCCGGCCUUCACCUGUUCUGGAAGAGAAACAACAAGCGGUUUUCAAUUUGUCCCGGAAGGCCACCACAGGUAGUCCCCACCACGCCCUGCUGAGAAGCCCGCCUGGCAAGCACAGGUGAGGGCAAACAUGUUUUGUUUGAAGGUGGCCCUAGACGAUGUUGUAGUGUGAGUCUGUGAUUAUCUGCUGUGAGGCCACAGCUGAAGCGGGUGCCAAAGGCCACCUUGAGUCGUUCAGCCGGCACAUGACAGUUGGCAACUUGGAAUGACCAUGCUAGCGGCGAUGUUUGAGUCAGUCGCUAGCAGCCCUUGUUUUUGGGUGGAGGCUAGCACUGCCAGGCCUCUAGCUCUCUUACACACUCUUGGUUUACUUUUCUAACGCUGACUCUGGCCGCAUGCGACGAUAACGUACUUGAAAGAAACAUUUUUUCAACGGAGGUGCUGCCAAAUGUUUGCUUUUUGACGGCAGACCAAACCGAAAUAUUCACCGUGUUUCUGUUGAAUGACGGAGGCCAUGUUUUUCACAUGAGCGCUACCUUUCGGGGGUAGCGUCACGGGCGCCCGUUCUGUCGCGUUUUAUAGGUGGUCGGAGCAUCUGGUGAGCUGCAUGACGUUGUGUGAGACACAUCUGCCAAUAAAUGCUGCACUAUUCUAGAAAAGCUAGAACAGGAAGUUACCUCCUGACCUUGUUGACGUGCCAACUUGAUUGCUUUGACUCAGCCUAGCAAAAGUGCAACGUUGUAGUUAAAUACUAACUGCGGGAAUACAUUUCCCAAGAGUUCAUUUAUUGUUAACGAUUUCAAUCGUACAGGCCAAUCUUGUCCUUGAAUGUUCUGAACUCCUGUGGAUGUAGCUCAACUCUGCUGCUGGAGAUAGCAAAGUAGUUUAGCUAGUGCGCUCCUAACAGGCAACGCAUGGCAUUUCUUGUCUAAACGCCCUUCCUCCGACUUUGUCCACUCUUUUCAUGUGUUCACUCAAUAUUGUGUUUGUGGACAAAAGCUUUUUAUUGCCACUAAAAACAUUUUGAAGCUUUGGUAAGCUGCUAACAACGCCCAGGUCCACCACAGGAAGCGCUAAGGUGUAAGACGCUAACAACACCCAGGUCCACCACACGAAGCGCUAAGGUGUAAGCCGCUAACAACGCCCAGGUCCACCACAGGGAGCGCUAAGGUGUAAGCCGCUAACAACACCCGGGUCCACCACAGGAAGUGCUAAGGUGUAAGCCGCUAACAACGCCCAGGUCCACCACAGGAAGUGCUAAGGUGUAAGCCGCUAACAACACCCGGGUCCACCACAGGAAGUGCUAAGGUGUAAGCCGCUAACAACACCCAGGUCCACCACAGGGAGCGCUAAGGUGUAAGCCGCUAACAACACCCGGGUCCACCACAGGGAGUGCUAAGGUGUAAGCCGCUAACAACACCCAGGUCCACCACAGGGAGUGCUAAGGUGUAAGCCGCUAACAACACCCAGGUCCACCACAGGAAGUGCUAAGGUGUAAGCCGCUAACAACACCCAGGUCCACCACAGGGAGCGCUAAGGUGUAAGCCGCUAACAACACCCGGGUCCACCACAGGGAGCGCUAAGGUGUAAGCCGCUAACAACACCCGGGUCCACCACAGGGAGUGCUAAGGUGUAAGCCGCUAACAACACCCAGGUCCACCACAGGGAGUGCUAAGGUGUAAGCCGCUAACAACACCCAGGUCCACCACAGGAAGUGCUAAGGUGUAAGCCGCUAACAACACCCAUGUCCACCACAGGGAGCGCUAAGGUGUAAGCUGCUAACAACACCCGGGUCCACCACAGGGAGCGCUAAGGUGUAAGCCGCUAACAACACCCGGGUCCACCACAGGAAGCGCUAAGGUGUAAGCCGCUAACAACACCCGGGUCCACCACAGGAAGUGCUAAGGUGUAAG
Entelurus aequoreus (snake pipefish) is the source of this 3526-nucleotide messenger RNA. It is a transcript of the gene rgs17, whose product is annotated as regulator of G protein signaling 17. NCBI's taxonomy places the organism in Eukaryota, Metazoa, Chordata, Actinopteri, Syngnathiformes, Syngnathidae. Bases 393 to 1022 code for a protein of 209 amino acids. The transcript has 6 exons. The record is from RefSeq and is a predicted model, not a curated record.